AUGGGCAACAUACUUGACAGCAAGCAAUUCAAGAAAGUCGACUCGAGAAAGGGAUUCCAGAGAAUCCAAUUGUAUAAUACAACCUACCAUGGACAAAAGAUCGAACAUCUGGCCAACGUGUGGCUCUCCGCCCAUGGUGUUCCAGGUCAAGAAGAGUUCGUGCAGAACAUCGACAUAUACACAGAAGAAAGACGCAACAUACCAUCCAUCAAGGAUCAAGAAGGCCCCGCGUUGAUUUACAUCUCAGCGGGCGCAUGGUUUACUCAUCCUCACGUUUUCACAUCGUGGAACAAGACCAACGCGGCUGACCCCUGGGACAAGCGCUAUGAACUUUUCAGAAAUCAUGUCGUCAGUCUUAAUAAGUUCAUUGGCGAAAACAUCCCGGAUUAUGACCCCUUCAUAGCCCCAAUGGAUCUCUACGACGGUAUCGGCAAUCUGAUUCUAUACGCGACGCCAGCUGGACCGCGAUAUCUGGGUGAUGACCCUACUCAACAGGUAGAUAGAGGCUGA
Messenger RNA from Fusarium graminearum PH-1, 510 nucleotides. RefSeq lists its product as uncharacterized. The record is from RefSeq and is a predicted model, not a curated record. The transcript is spliced from 2 exons. NCBI's taxonomy places the organism in Eukaryota, Fungi, Ascomycota, Sordariomycetes, Hypocreales, Nectriaceae. The coding region runs from base 1 to 510 and encodes 169 amino acids.